Molecule: messenger RNA, 3561 nt
Organism: Drosophila novamexicana
Lineage: Eukaryota; Metazoa; Arthropoda; Insecta; Diptera; Drosophilidae
Gene: qvr
Product: protein quiver
Exons: 6
Coding region: 640-1119 (159 amino acids)
Biological process (GO): regulation of synaptic transmission, cholinergic; sleep; positive regulation of voltage-gated potassium channel activity
Source: RefSeq, a predicted model, not a curated record
GUUGGCUGAUAGCGUAAAAGACACAACCGUCGCCUCUAAAUUCAAGAAAAAAGAAAACGAGACCACAAAACUUAAAUUAAAAUAAUCUGUGAAAAUCAGCAAUAAAGUAAUAAGAAGUCAAACUUAACGGUAUUCAAAACAAAUAGGUUGUGUUGAGUGCGGCAAAAGAAAUGUUGAUCAGCCCAAAGGUCGCCAAUCAAUACAAAUUCAAGCUGUUAAAGCCAACAGCCUUGCAAUUGUGAGCAUGUCAUCCGCCAGCCAGGUCAAAAAGCAAAGGCAAACGGCCAAAAUAAACGCGCUGUGUGCUAUUUACGAGUGUGAAUUGCAUUAGGAUUUGUUUGGCCCACUUUGUGUGCUGAAUCGAUUUCUGCCCACAUAUAUUAUGCAAACACCUGCGCACCGCACCGACAACUGCGACAACUGAACCAGCCCGCAGGACAGUGUUAAUCAAUAAAAGCCUGUGCAAGUGCUAAAGCCCGAUUCUGCCGUUUUAGCUGCGAUGUCGUAAUACCCAGGAAGUUAUGCAGUUGCCGAGCUGUAAACUUGAGCGUUUCUAUGCCGAGACAGGCUAAGCGCUUCCACUCAGAGUCGUAAUCGUGUCGAAUCAGCCAGAAUUAGGGAGCGAACCUCUCCAUCACAAUGUGGACUAAAGAAAACGCAGCCAGACAGUGGCUGCUGGCCUUGACAGCCAUAUUUGGAUUUCUGACUUUUGUAUGGAUUCCAUCAGCCUCAGCCGAAUGUCAAACGCGUUCUAUCUAUUGCUACGAGUGCGAUUCCUGGACGGAUGCGCGCUGCAAGGACCCCUUCAACUACACGGCCCUGCCCCGCGAUCAGCCGCCCCUGAUGACCUGCAAUGGCUGCUGUGUGAAAAUGGUGCGACACCAGAGAUCACCCUACGAGGUGGUGCGACGCAUGUGUACGUCACAGUUACAAAUCAAUUUAUUCAUGGUCGAUCACGUGUGCAUGAUGGAAAGUUCAGGCAAUGGACAUAUGUGCUUUUGUGAGGAAGAUAUGUGCAAUUCUAGUAAAAGUUUAUACUCAUUCGCAAACGGUUAUCAACAUCUCAUGCUCAUCACAAUGCCAUGGCUAAUACUGCUAGCUAAGUUUGUGCCCAGAUAGAUCGACAUCUAAACUCAGAUUGCAGGGCAUUCGUUAAACCCAGAGAAGCGUUAAAAAGUACAUAGAGUUACACCUAGACACGAGACAUACACUCUAUAGAUAUCAUGCCCAACACACUCACACACACACAUUUACACAUUAGUUGAAAUUGAUUUGUAGUCAAGUUCUGAUUAUUUAAGUUUCGCAUUUCAACCAAAUGUAAAUGAUGUUGAUUUUCGUUCUGCAAGCACAGUUAUUAUCAAGUAAUUAAUAUUCAACGAGUAGAUCGAAAGUUUUGACUGCACACACACACACACACACAUACACACAUUUAAAAGACGCCCCCCAAAGGGGGCCCCAAUGAAUGCCGAUGCAUAUAAGACUUCUACAUGAAGAAGUUCUGCAUACGACUCUCUUACUUAUAUACUAUAUACUAUAUUACCACAGUCCAAUGAAUCAAAAUGCGAGCUUGUUGCACUUGCCCGAAAGCAUAAUUACAUUAAUAAUUGGUACUUGGUACUUGGUACUUGGUACCGUGUGCCUGGUUCUUGGUACUUGGAAUGUUUGGUACUCGAGAUCCAUCAAUGAUAUGAACUACUAUUUGAAAUGCAUGUUGUUAAUGCUAAAGCAUGUAGCGCUUAAGUAGGUACUCGUAUCUGUAGUUACAUUUCUUCAAAUUUUGUUACUUACAUUUAUAGAGUCCCAAUGAAAUGAGUCACACAUUUAUCAUACAUAUGUACCAUAAGUAAGCCUAGUAAUUAACUUGGCAUAGAAUACAUACCUAAGCAAAUGUAUAAAUUUCGUUUUGUAUAUAUCAGAGUGCCCACAUUGAAUCGGAACUAAUGGAAAUUGAAAUUUAAUUUGAAAUUGAAAUCGUAAAGAAAAAGGAAAGAUAAAGUAUUGUGCAAUGGUCAAGUCUGAAGUAUGCUUGUCAAUUGCCGCAUUAACUCAAAUGAAAUUUGCUCAUCAAGUUUAUUCCAAACGUCAAGAACUCCAUAUGCAUAACGUAACUUUACUCUUACUCUAUCUAAUCUCUAAUCACUAAGCUAAGAUCUAUGUCCAAUCAUAUCACAAAUACUUUCUCUCCAGGAGUACCUAGACACGCCACACCAAUUUAAGUUCAAUGUCCAGGCCCAGUAGUCGCUUAGCUCCUGUAUAAAGAUUCCUAUUGAUUUCACUCUCUUUGGUUUGUUAUUCAAAAAGUGAUAAUUAGCCAGUAAGUAGCCCCCAAGAACACCCUGUAUACAACAGCUCGAACGAUUCGAAGUUUACAACAAGUUGUUGCUAAAAUUUUGAAUUGGAACAUUGAAGACGGGGCUGUGUGUACAGGGUGUUGCGCAGUCGGGCAGCCCGACUCUGCUGCCCUGCUCUUUUUGUUAUUCAUGCUAGUGAUAGUUUUAAAAGAAAAUCUCAAAUCAUUUAUGUACUUAUACAUAGUUAAAUAUAGCUUAUGAUUUAUUUUUCUUUACACAUAAUUAUAAUUAUGAGAACUUGAAUUUGUAUUCUAGGCGUAAAAAAAACCAAAAAACAAAAAAUAAAAAUUUCGAAUUUUCAUUUAUGUAAUAGAAAAUUGGCUUAUCAGAAAUAAACAUUUUUACCACAUACAUGCCUAUGUACAUGCUGCAUAUGUAUGUGUAUGUAUUUGCUAUACUCAUUUUGAAAUUUACUUCAACUCUCAACUUUGCCUUAUUUCACAUCACCUAGAUCAACUUUCUCAACUGCACCUUACAUUUGUAAUAUACUUUAGUGCUGGCUUUAGUUACUAACCUGCUAUACUAAUUAUUCUUGUAAAAACAAACAACAAACAACAUCAGGACAUGCUUGAAAGCUUAAACAACUCAUCUCCGUCCAAGCGUGGAGCAUGCUCUUUACAAUAUAGCCUAGCCAUACGCCCCGCAACUUCCCCCAGUCUCCCUAAGGUAAGUCCCCACGUAGCACCAUUCUCUCAUUUCGAUCGCCUGUCGAGUUGGUACUGCAAGGACUCGAGUUCAGGUCCAAACGGGGACCCCAUUCUCGGCGUAGUACACUAUCAGGUCCCCGAAAUUUGGAAACCAAAUUCAUCUGACACUUGGAAAACCUUUGGUUUUUGUAUAGUUCAUUUAUUCUUCGUUUAUCUAUUUAUGUUUUGUGGUAUGUUGGUUUCUUUGACUAUAAUAUACAUAUAAUAUAAACAUAUAAAAAUACAUAUAUAUUUAAACAAUUUCGGUUUGUGAAUGUGGACAAUAUUCUUAUAACCAGUAUUUGAUUGAAAGUUAAUGCGUUUCAAAGUUUUUAACAAAUUAACGAACCAAAUUUAUUUGCAUCAAUUACAAGAAAUGCAAUCACCAUACACAAAUUUGUAGUGCAAAAUGAAAAAUAUAUAAUAUCAUUUUAGUUUAGUACUUUUUGUAGUUAAACAUCUCUCUGAAUCUGUUCCUCUCUCGCUCUCUCUCUCACACACACACUCUCUCUCUCUCUCUCUCU